AUGAAAAAUAAAAUUUUGUCAUCUACAGCAACAUUUUUCAAUUUGGCUGCAUUGGUUUUAAUCAUUUCUUCAUUUUUUUUACCAUGGUAUCAUAUUGAGGUUUAUGGUAGGUUAUUGGAUAAUUAUAAAUAUUAUUCUACUUUGGUAAACUUCAAAUUAAAUUCAUAUACAUGUGAUUAUUUAAAUGACAAUUCAGAAAAGGAAAGUAUUAAUAAACUUUAUGGUAAUGGUGAUGGAAGUGAGUGUUACCCCAUUCUUCCUCCCACUGCUUCUUUAUUUGGAUUAGGUAUUGUCUUUAUUGUUAUCCAAGUUUUUCUUGCUGUUAGUGUCUUAUCAACCUUCCUGGGUAUUGUAUUACAAGUGGUUCUAUUUUUAUCCUCUAGAUAUAGAAAUAUUUGGGUAAAAAUUAUUAUUUUUGGUCUCUCCUUAGUAACCAUUACAUUUUUAGUAUUGGCUCUAGUAUCAUCAUCAAAAAUUCACACUGGACUUCAAUCAUAUAAUUCAGAUGACACCCAGGGUACUCAUUCAGAUGAAGUCACUGCUGAUCUCUGUGAUGAUAUGUGGUGUGGUUCAUUUAAAGGUUGGAGUAAUUUUGGAUCCCCAUAUCUUAUUAACUAUUAUUCAGGGUGGGGUCCAAAAAGUGGGUUCAUAGUUGCUAUUAUUGGGGGUGGGUUUACUAUUAUUUCAUGUUUUAUUUCUUUUUUUAUCUUUUCUGAUAAUGAAAUAUUGCAUAAUAGUAUUCAAGAAAAAGAAUAUACUAAAAUUUAG
Dictyostelium purpureum is the source of this 768-nucleotide messenger RNA. RefSeq lists its product as uncharacterized. NCBI's taxonomy places the organism in Eukaryota, Evosea, Eumycetozoa, Dictyosteliales, Dictyosteliaceae. The coding region runs from base 1 to 768 and encodes 255 amino acids. The transcript has 2 exons. The record is from RefSeq and is a predicted model, not a curated record.